ACUUGCAGGCAAAUCAGAUAGUUGGCAAAGGCCUACGUAAGCGAUGGUAAGGAUGAUUACUUUAGGAUACCCACUCUUAAUAUCACUCUCCAUCCUUUCUCAAGGUUUCCUGAUUGCUGUGUCAAAAUCCAUCAGGAAAGCAGAAAAUGAUGAUUUACUUCUUGAUACCAUUACACUAAGAAAAGCUUUUCGAAACGGUGACACGCUAGAGAAGCCAAUAGGAGAUCCAAACAACCAAUACAAAACAGAUGGAGGCAACAUCUUAAAUGAAGAGGAAGAGAGAAACAUGAAGACCAUAGAUUCUCAACAAAAUUACUUGAGUCACGAUGGACUUCCACUAAACAUUGGAAUCAAACAGAUGCCAUACCUUGCAUUUAGAAACUCAUUACAUCACUCGGAAAAUGAAGAUCAGAAUGCAGAAUCAGCACAGGAACGGAGAGAUAUUGGAGAUGAAGAAAAUGCUGCAAAAUUCCCAGUAGGAAGAAGAGAUUUUGACAUGCUCAGGUGCAUGCUUGGAAGAGUCUAUCGACCCUGCUGGCAGAUAUGAUCGGCAAAGACACUCAAAAUAAAUAUGAAGACAGUGUUUUCAAAGACUGAAUGAACAUUACGUAUUUGCAUACCAUAUCGUAUAUGUAACAAAAAAGGAAGCAAAAGAAAGGCACCAGUAUUUGUUGUGUAAUUUUAUUAAAAACAAAAUAAAAAAAAAAACCUAUGGCAACCCUAA
Molecule: messenger RNA, 724 nt
Organism: Xenopus tropicalis (tropical clawed frog)
Lineage: Eukaryota; Metazoa; Chordata; Amphibia; Anura; Pipidae
Gene: pmch
Product: pro-melanin concentrating hormone
Exons: 3
Coding region: 44-547 (167 amino acids)
Biological process (GO): signal transduction; chemical synaptic transmission
Cellular component (GO): synapse
Molecular function (GO): melanin-concentrating hormone activity
Source: RefSeq, a predicted model, not a curated record